Molecule: messenger RNA, 840 nt
Organism: Penaeus vannamei (Pacific white shrimp)
Lineage: Eukaryota; Metazoa; Arthropoda; Malacostraca; Decapoda; Penaeidae
Source: RefSeq, a predicted model, not a curated record
AUGCGUGCACCUAUAUGCAGAUAUGAGCGCAGAAACGUACUCUUCAAUAAUUCAAUGGCAGCCGGUUAUCCGUUGCAACACGCGCCCAUUGCAAAGAGCUUAGUCCGCCAAAGACUUGAGCAAACAAACAAUGGCGUGCAAUACGAGCGAGCCGUCAUCUUCCGGCUCGGUCGUCUGCUCAAGGGCGGCGCCAAAGGGCCUGGCAUCUUCUUCAUCGUCCCCUGCAUCGACUCCUACAGGAAGGUUGACCUCCGAACCGUCUCCUUCGAUGUGCCGCCACAAGAGAUCCUGUCGCUGGACUCUGUUCCGGUCUCUGUGGAAGCAGUCAUCUACUUGCGAGUGUGCAACCCAACCAAUGCUGAAACCAACGUUGAUGACUACAGCCACUCCACCCGUCUCCUGGCCGCCACCACCCUGAGGAACGUCCUCGGCACACGCAACCUGGCUGAGAUCCUGAGCGAGAGGGAGUCCAUCUCCGCCACAAUGCAGAGCUCACUGGACGACGCCACAGACCCCUGGGGCGUCAAGGUGGAGAGAGUGGAAAUCAAGGACGUCCGCCUCCCGGUGCAGCUGCAGCGCGCCAUGGCAGCUGAGGCCGAGGCCGCCCGAGAAGCCCGCGCCAAGGUGAUCGCCGCCGAGGGAGAGCAGCGCGCCUCCAGGGCCCUCAAGGAGGCCGCCGAGGUCAUCAACGAGUCGCCGGCCGCCCUCCAGCUUCGGUAUCUUCAGACGUUGGGCCAAAUAUCGUCAGAAAACAACUCGACCAUAAUAUUCCCGCUGCCUAUUGACAUCUUAACGCAUUUCUUACGGAAAAACAACACGGAAAGCAAGGAGGAUGACUAA